UAAAAGAAGACAUGACAGCACAGUAUACACAAUGUGGGAAUUUGCAUGCCUGUCACUCGAACGCGAUUUGCCCCUGCCAAUCAGUUAUGUUACACCCAAAGCUGCGCAGAACUAACUGCGAGGUACUACAGUUGGAGAUUACCAACAUCGUUUGAUUACCCACGGAAUUUUGGACUCAACUUCAUGUCAGGUCAGAGCGCAAAGGUAAAACAUUUAACACAUUAGGAGAACAGAACACAGAGGUGGUGAAACUAUGUCUAAGUAGCAAUGCGAGAGGUUCGUGCAUAUUUUAAUCUGACUAGUAGUAGUAGUGAAGAGGAUUAUGAGGAUCCUGUACUGGUAAUUUCUGCGAAUCGACGGAUAAAAGAAGCAGUGGAUGCAGUGAAACGAGAAAAGGCCUUAUUGAAGCAGAAAAGACGGGAGCGGGAUGCACUGUUCAAGCAGCUUUCUGCUGACGUCCUUCCAGAAAUUGCUGCCGCACCACCACCAGUAAGGAACAAGGAAGUUGUCGAACAGGCUGCAGAAAAAAGUGCUGAAGUAGCAGAAGAUACGGUAGAUUAUACCGACGAGUCUGACAUCAAGGAAAUGCAAACGACCGUAAAAAAAAACGCUCCAGACAAGAACAGAACUACUGUCAACAGAUUCUUCUCAGUAGCCAGUAAAACUGGGAACACAAAACAAGCUGCUGUGCAUUUCGUUGACAAUUCAUGGGCCAUAGAGAAGAAACGGAAAGCUGAAAAGUUUAAGAAAAAAUGGAUUAACAGACAGGCGGCUACUGGCAACUGAUUCGUUUGUACGUUUUAGGCUGAAACUCGGUAGUCAAGCCAAACUAAAGACUUAUUAGAAAUCUAUUACACAGUAACAAUUUUGCUAACAUUCUCUGGGAGCAGCAAACUGACAAGGGCAUUGAAGUUGAUACCUACUCUGUAAAUGCAUGCUUUUAUGGGGGACUGUACUUUUAAGAAAAUUGGUUGAAGGUUAAUUCAUGAAAUUCGUGUUCAUUCUUUGGUAGAGCGUGCCUUUUUGUCGAAAAUAUAAUUUUAUUUGGUACAAGAUUUGGAACUGCACCCCCUUUUUUCUUGGUUAUUGUAUUCUCGAUCUGUAAUUGUCCUCAUGUCUGUGAAGUCACUGCUUGUUUUCAUAAAUGUAGUUUCUCAGCCAUCACAUGCAGUCGUGGGACGAAGUUUAGGUCUUCAGUGCAUGGCAUUUCCGGUCUCUUACAGAGUCAUUUGGCCCUCAACACUUUGUGAAUGACGUUUCCCCUUCUGUAAACGUUAGGGCAGGUGAUGCUUGACUGCUGAUAAUGCCUUUCAUCUUCACAUUGAAGCUAUCCAUACCUGCAUGUGAAAAAUCUCACCCAGCUCCUACUCAACAUGAAGAUGUCCAUCCCACGUGACCCAGUUUGAUCAGUGAUUUUAAAAAUAAAUAUUUUUGUUCAA
Messenger RNA from Protopterus annectens (West African lungfish), 1439 nucleotides. Its product is annotated as nucleolar protein 7-like. The record is from RefSeq and is a predicted model, not a curated record. Gene Ontology annotation, cellular component: nucleus. The coding region runs from base 268 to 786 and encodes 172 amino acids. The transcript has 2 exons. NCBI's taxonomy places the organism in Eukaryota, Metazoa, Chordata, Ceratodontiformes, Protopteridae. Gene Ontology annotation, molecular function: RNA binding.